Daldinia decipiens is the source of this 2190-nucleotide messenger RNA. RefSeq lists its product as uncharacterized. NCBI's taxonomy places the organism in Eukaryota, Fungi, Ascomycota, Sordariomycetes, Xylariales, Hypoxylaceae. The transcript has 2 exons. The coding region runs from base 434 to 1609 and encodes 391 amino acids. The record is from RefSeq and is a predicted model, not a curated record.
GUAAUAACACUUCAAUAAUAUGAUCAAAUUAUCAAGGAUAUUUAAUUUAUAACCUAUCAUGUGUAAGUAGGUUACCUAAGGUAAUAAGCAUGUAAGUGGUACAAUGACAGCAACCUGAUUUGGAAUACUUUAUUCAUUUAAGGACUAUGCCACUUAUGUAAUAACUCUGUCAGGAGUGCAGCUUAGACUGAGCCCGAUCUGAUAGUGACAUCAUAUUCCCCAAUUAGCAAGACCUAUACACUAAUUAUUUAGGUACCUAAGAUUAGAUGCACAAUAUUCUCCGGACCACCUGCUCAGCCUUACAGUUGUCAGCAUGAACCUUGACAACAUUUGGGAAACCAAUAGGAAACUAAAGUUGACGCCUCGUACCGCCACUCAUCAUUGAACACAACAACAUCAGUGUAUCACCUACUCCACAAAGUUCACCUUGACCAUGACGGACCUCCCAGGAUCUGAUCGAACCCUUCUUGAGAGGCUAAAUGCCCUUAAGCCUAGCACUGUCAAUCUGAGCCCGUCAUCAAAGCCAGUUGCAGCAUCUACUAUAGAGUCAGCCAAGCCUUUAUCUAAAGAAGAUGCUCUCACAGAAAGGCUAAAGAGUCUUCGAAACCAAAAUGAUAGCAAUAUCCAUAUCACUUCGCCAUCUUCAAAUCCACCACCACAGCCACUUCCUAAUCCCGAAAGUUCGGGCACGGGGACGAGCACGGGCGUAGGUGCAGCACAAACUUCAUCUACAGAAGAUGCAAACGAAGAUGAGAAUCCACUCUUCUACACUGACGACCAGACUCUCGAAGAGCUUCUUGCAGACCUCGAGUCCGACCAGCAAUGGCUCGAGGAGGUACUAGCUGAAGACGAGCAUCGCAGGGUAAUCGCACUUCUCGAGGAGUUGGGAGAUGCUGCCAAAACCAGCGAAGAGCCAGAAAAGGACCCGGAAACUAAAACAUCUCAUAACGAGAACGAAGGUGAAGACAGUAGCGACGAUGACUCUGAGGGCGAACGGAUGACUCGUGAAGCCAACGAUAUUCUCGCCCAAACGGCUGACGAGGUAGAACAUGAUCAGACCAAUAAGCCUCCGUCUCAGCCUGGUUCUUCACCCACUUCACCAAGCCACACUAUGAAGCCAGAUACCGAAGGCGGUAAGGCAGCAAAUGAAAGUACAAAAGCACAAGGGUCCAAUGAAAUCGACCCCUUUAACCUACCUGCGGUUCCGUCAGAUUUUCAGGACCAACACCAACCGGAUCAUCCCGAAGCGUCUCAGGACGACGCCGACUUCGCAGCAUCUAUCACGUCUCGCAUGGCUGCGCUCAACGUUGAUGCACCUGCUGGUCCGGAUCUGCCUUCGGUACCAGCAGAUAUCGAUUCUCUAGGCCUUCCUUCGGCGCCUACCUUCGCACCAGCUGAUCGGCCUGCUCCGGGGCUAAUCAAGCGGUAUGGGUUUACAGACGAGGACCAGAAGACGUGGUGCGUUGUAUGUUUAGAGGACGGCGCCAUCCGUUGCUUAGACUGCGACAGCGACAUCUACUGCGCGAGGUGUUGGAAGGAGAUGCACGUUGGUCCUAGCGCAGGGUAUGAUGAGCGCGGGCACCGCUGGGAGAAGUAUGUUAGACGCUGACGAUACAUGAUUGGUCCUUUUACGGUUAGGUUGGAUUAGCGUUAUAGUUUUUGAGUUGCAACUAUAUCUAGAUACCCAGCGCUGUGAUCCAUACUAUCUUUCUCUUGAUGCCAUUCCCGAAAACGAGAUAUUAUCUGAAAGAUCUGUUGGUCGAGUGCUUAGCCGCGGAGGCCUCGGCAGACUGAAGUAAAAUUAAUGACCCAACAUAUAUGUAUGAGUUUCCUCCCAAGGUACCUAGAUACCUAGGUAAUAGUAUCUCGCAAUUGUUUCCUUAUACGGAUAAGCGAGGGUAGAUAAUGUAGCUCUUGGCAUCAGCAAGCUGGGUAGCGAGGUUGAGUACACUAUGCCUUGACCACGGUGAUUUCUGCCUUACACGUCGGGUAUAGUAAGCUAUCUUAGCUCACGAUCUAAUAGAUUAUACAUCGGAGCUGAGUUGCGUAUGGAUAAAAAAGGAUGAUCGAUAAAGGGAUUCAAAGUUUCAUAAUAUGAUAAUAUUAGGUACACUGGAACUAUAAACCCAGUCAUAAGACAAUUCACUCAAUAAUAUAGCAUAGCCCAACGUACUCUCAGAGUUCAAAGCG